CUGUGUUUCCCAUGGCUCACCAGCCCGGGAAUCAUUAAAUGGCGAGGAAGGAGGGAAAGUUGAUUCUCUGGUCUCUAGAGCCGCAGGGGAGAUGAGCGGUGACUUCCGGAGGGCGGAGUCUGGGACGGAGGAAGGGGAAACCCUUGUAACAAAUAUUCUUGAUCAAGCAAAACCAGUCCCCAAAUUGAUUUUGUCCAGAAAAUGUCUCAUUCUGCUCCAAAUCUAUCAUCACUCACAUGAGUCAGGAGCUACUUGCUCGACUUGAAGGUAGAAGUUCCCUGAAAGAUAUAGAACCUCUUUUGUUUGCUGAUGAAGGCUCUCCUAUCCAUGGUGACAUACUAGAAUUCCAUGGUCCAGAAGGAACAGGAAAAACAGAAAUGCUCUAUCAUCUGACUGCAAGAUGUAUCCUUCCAAAAUCAGAAGGUGGAUUAGAAGUUGAAGUCUUAUUUAUUGACACAGACUACCACUUUGAUAUGCUUCGACUAGUUACAAUUCUUGAACAUAGACUGUCCCAAAGCACAGAAGACAUAAUAAAACACUGUCUUGGAAGAUUUUUUCUUGUGAAUUGCAGCAGCAGUAACCAGUUACUUAUCACCCUUUACUCACUGGAAACUAUGUUUUGUAGCCACCCAUCCCUCUGCCUUUUCAUUUUAGAUAGUUUAUCAGCCUUCUAUUGGAUAGACCGGGUCAAUGGAGGAGAAAGCCUUAACUUGCAAGAGGUUACUCUGAAGAAAUGUUCUAAGUUCAUGGAGAAACUUGUAAAAGAAUAUCACUUGGUUCUCUUUGCAACAACACAAACUAUAAUGCAAAAAAGUUCAAAUUCAACAGAAAGAUCAUCUUCCUUAAAACUUUCUUGUGAAGAAGUAGACAUAGAUUAUAGACCCUAUCUUUGUAAGUCAUGGCAACAAAUGGUAAACCAUAGAAUAUUUUUUUCCAGACAUGAUAAUUCUGAAAGUAGCAACCAAAUGUUUUCAAUAGUGUCAUGUCAUCUAAAAAGCAACAAUCUAAUAAAGCGUUUAUUUAGUAUUAGAGAAAGUGGGGUUCAUUUUUGUUAAUCUAUAUCAGAAAUACCCUACAUCAAGUGUUGAGUUUUCAAGGUGUCUAAAAAUUUCUUUCCCUUGAUGAUAAUGCUUUGAUGAUAUAUCAGCAUUUCUGAAUUUUAAAGACUAAAAAGGUUAAGAUAGGGGCAGCUAGGUGGCGCAGUGGAUAGAGCACUGGCCCUGGAGUCAGGAGGACCUGGGUUCAGAUCUGGCCUCAGACACUUGACACUUACUAGCUGUGUGACCCUGGGCAUGUCACUUAACCCCAAUUGCCUCACCAAAAAAAAAAAAAAAAAAGGUUAACAUAUCAAUAUUUCCUAUAUAAAUUACAGUGUUUCUUAAAUAAGAAUGAUGAGUUUCAGGUGUAAGGAAAUACAUUUUCUGUUCUUAGGUCAUCAUGAGCUAAAUAAUUUAAUAUCAUUGCUUUGAUUUUGAAUAAAACCUAUGCAAAAGAUAAGUAUAUUUCAGUUUAAAUAAAAGAGGAUUUUAUAAAUUUGUUUCGUAUCUUUGGAUGCUUAAGUGAUCAUAAUCUUAAACUCAGUUGCAAUCCUAAUUUUUUAAGAAAAGUGUAAAUAUAAAACAUUGAAAUGAAACCAUUUGUAUUUAUGUACAUUUAAAUAGCAUUGUUAUGUAAAGGCUGAAAUUAAUCAGCUACCUACUUGCUUUGUGUUGCUUAGAAUACCAUACAGAUAAAGGGAUGCUUAAAAUACAUAUAGAUAAAGUAGGUGCUUAAUUGGCAGAGUACAUAAGUGGAGCAUAGAUUCAGGUCCAUGCCAUACUGUGUAAUUUCUUUUUUAACUACAUAUACUAUAACAGUAGUUAUAAAAUUUACCACAUAUGACAUUUACUUUUGAAGUUGUUACUGCUGUCUGUAGGUUAACAAUAAGUACAGCUUUUGGCCUAAUUCUAAAAUAAUAUAUACUACUGGUGGGGGCAGCUAUGUGGCGCAGUGGAUAAAGCACCAGCCUUGGAUUCAGGAGGACCUGAGUUCAAAUGUGACCUCAGACCCUUGACACUUACCAGCUGUGUGACCCUGGGCAAGACACUUAACCCUCAUUGCCCUGCAUGGUGGGGGGGAGGGAAUUUUUAUAUAGAUACACACACAUAACUUGUGUUUCCUACAAUCUAUAGACUAACCAGACUAGCCUGAACUCUGGUGCUCUUUUUGGGUAACUGAACUGCUUAUUUUGGUCUAUGUGUGAUAAGUAGGGUGAGAAUUGUGAAUUGGAACAGACCUGGACCAUCCCUUAGCAAUAAGAUCAGACCCAGAGGCUUUGUUUUACCUUUAGCUUUUGUACUAUUAUAAUAUUGAUGCAAAAAAAGUUUUUAUGUUGUCAAAGCCUUAUGCCCAUUCUUUUCUCCACAGUGAGCAAGUUAGACAUCUAAUAGGGGUGCAGGAAAGCUUCACUAUUAGGAAAGCAACUAGUAUAAACAUAUUUAAAAGCCACUUAUUUAUGUCAAUACAUACAAGAAAAAUCCCUUGACAAAAUAUAGCAGUUAUAUAUGUUAACCCUAAAAAACAUUGGCAUAUAGGGGCAUGUCUUUAACAGAUGUAUAUAUCUAAAAGCAAGAGCCAGUAUGUGCAAAAGUUAAAUACAAGAAUCUUGAAAUGAGUACAAGGGCAAAUAAGGUGGUUGGGUUUUUUCCUUUAAUAAAUUUAUUAUUUAUUUUUAGUAUUCUUUUUAACUUUGGCAUUCCAAAUUCUCUCUCCACAUCUCUCCCACCCACUAUGAAAGCAAGCAAAUGGUAUCAAGUAUACAGGUGAAAUCAUGCAAACAUUUCCAUACUAGCCAUACCACAAAAAAAAAAAAGUGGGAAAAUUUUUUUCAAUUUGCACUCAGAGUUCAUCAGUUUUCUCUCUGGAGGUAGAUGGAAUUUUUUCAUUGUGAGUUCUUUGGAAUUGUCUUGGAUCAUUGUAUUGCUCAGAGUAACCAAGUCUUUUACAGUUGAUCAUUGCAACAUUGCUGUUACUAUGCAUAAUGAUCUCUUACCACUGUUGUAGCCACCUCCAAGGCCUACUGCUGGUGCUGCCAAGCUAGUGCCCACCCUGGGGUCACAGACCUCUCCCGAUAACCCCUCCUUUGUUGUCUUAGCCAGGAAAAAUAUCUCAUUCUGAUCUCUUGUUGGAUCUGCUACUCCAAAAUUUCAUUUGACGAGUUAUUUUUAAAUUGUUUGGAGGGGAAUGUUGGGAGAAUUCAGCUGAAUUGCUUUUUGUAUUCUACCUAUAAAGUUGUUUAUUGAUAUAGUUCUUGAAUAGAUAGCUAUAGUAGUAGCAGGACAGGAGAGAGAAAUGAAAAGCAUAAACACUGGUUAAAAACAAAACAAACCUAUAAGACAAUAUUAUGGUUUUCUUAAGAAACUCCAGAGCAUCAGCAAAGAAACUAAUUGAGACAAUAGUCUCACUAAAGUAACAGGCUAUGAAAUCACAAGAAUCAUCAUUUCUGCAUAGCACUAAUGAAACCCACUAGAAGGACAUCAUCCAAAAUAUCUACAAAAUGCAUGAGUUAACCUAAACUAAUAUUGCACGUUGAAGACAUAAAUACAAUUACAAAACAUUUUGUGUAAAUAAAUGAAAAACAACUGGGGGAAAUUUCAUGGUUCAUUUAGGUGUGCUAAUGACUACACUAUAUAAAUUAAUUUACAAAUUUUGUGCUAACUAAAUUCGUUUUUAAAAACCUAUUUGUAAGAUUAAAAGUGCUAGAAUUUUU
Messenger RNA from Dromiciops gliroides (monito del monte), 3748 nucleotides. RefSeq names its product X-ray repair cross complementing 2 (gene XRCC2). Gene Ontology annotation, cellular component: replication fork; Rad51B-Rad51C-Rad51D-XRCC2 complex; centrosome. NCBI's taxonomy places the organism in Eukaryota, Metazoa, Chordata, Mammalia, Microbiotheria, Microbiotheriidae. The record is from RefSeq and is a predicted model, not a curated record. Gene Ontology annotation, molecular function: ATP binding; ATP-dependent DNA damage sensor activity; four-way junction DNA binding. Gene Ontology annotation, biological process: double-strand break repair via homologous recombination; DNA strand invasion. Bases 237 to 1055 code for a protein of 272 amino acids. The transcript is spliced from 4 exons.